GCUGUUUGCGCGUUGCGUCAUCGACGUUGCGCUGCGUACUACUUUCUCUGGGCUUCUGGAAGGACGGCUCUGCCGGUGUCAUUCACAUCAACACGGAGUGCUCCAGCCGUUUAUAACGCUUGUUCGGGGACUUAAAACCAUGAUUAAGAAUGGAAGCCAUGCUGUGGAGGAGGAGGACAAGGUAGAGUCAAGCUGUUUGAGCCACAGCCAGGAGAAGAGGAAGCGGGUGAUCCGGGUGUGGUGUGACGGCUGCUAUGACAUGGUGCACUACGGUCAUUCUAACCAGUUACGACAGGCUAAGGCGAUGGGAGAUUAUCUCGUAGUAGGAGUACAUACGGACGAGGAAAUAGCCAAGCACAAGGGGCCUCCGGUCUUCACGCAGGCCGAGCGAUAUAAAAUGAUACGGGCCAUAAAGUGGGUGGAUGAGAUCGUGGAGGGGGCGCCGUAUGUUACGACACUGGAGACGCUGGACAAGUACAACUGUGAUUUCUGCGUGCACGGAGAUGAUAUCACAUUGACCGUGGAUGGAAAGGAUACAUACGAUGAAGUGAAGAGAAUGGGUCGAUACAGGGAAUGUAAACGUACACAGGGAGUGUCUACGACAGACCUAGUGGGUCGUAUGCUGCUGUUAACAAAGUCACAUCACAGUAAUGUUGAUAAUGCAUCCUACCAGCUCCACACAGAUAACUUUGGGAAAGGCCCUAAAGGGCACAGCCCUUGGACUGGCGUCUCUCAGUUCCUUCAGACAUCUCAGAAGAUCAUCCAGUUCGCCUCAGGAAAAGAACCACAGCCAGGGGACACAAUUAUUUAUGUGGCCGGAGCUUUCGAUCUCUUCCACAUCGGUCAUGUGGAUUUCCUCGAGACGGUUCACAAACAAGCAGAGAAACCUUACGUCAUUGUGGGACUGCACUUUGACCAGGAAGUGAACCGCUACAAAGGGAAGAACUACCCCAUCAUGAAUAUUCAUGAGAGAACUUUGAGUGUGCUGGCAUGCAGAUAUGUGUCUGAGGUUGUGAUCGGGGCUCCGUAUGCAGUAGGAAAAGACCUUCUGGAUCACUUUAAGGUGGAUGUGGUGUGUCAUGGGAAGACCGAAGUGUUUCCUGACACCGAUGGGACAGACCCUUACACCGAGCCAAAGAAGAGAGGUAUUUUCCGCAUCCUGGACAGCGGCAACAAUCUGUCCUCCGACGACAUCGUGCAGAGAAUCAUUGGGAACAGGUUGCAGUUUGAAGCCAGGAACCAAAAGAAGGAAGCUAAAGAGAUGGCCGUGAUCAAGGCUUUGAAGAAUAAAGCUGAUUCGCUGAAGACCGAGACGGCUCUAACGAAUAAUUAAACAAAAAUAUACAAGCCAAACAAAUCCAGGGCUUCGUCGUAGAAACAAAAUUACCCCCAGACUGUUAUAAAAACACCCUGAACAAACAAACGCCUGAGCUGAGGCUGCUUUUAAGUGGACUUGGAGAAACACAGACUUGUUUUUUGUAUUGUACGACUCUUGUUUGACGACAGAAUCACUUUGUUGUUUAUGGAGAGUUUUUAUGGUACCUAUUAAAUGGGUUUGGAAGACAUUCUCCGUGGAUUGGAGGAACAUUGAGAAGCAUUCAGCAAAUACUUUUGCGUCAUAUAGAAACACUUGAUGUUGACUAUGAUGGAUUGCAUAGCAGCUGUGUUAGUAUGAUUGUAAGCUUAAUCUGAUUUUUUUUAAAAAAAUUUUAUAUUGUGUCAUGGAAAUAUAUCCAGUUCACAUUUUACCCCAAAAUCAAAAAGAAAAAGGAAAAAAAAAAAUCAUAAAGAAUUUUUCUAUUUUUAGGACUAUUAUUAUUUAUUUAUUUAUUUUGCAUUGUGAUUUAUUACCAUCCAUAUUCUCAUUAUUAUUAACACAUCUGGAUUUUGGCAAGUUGGCUCUAUCUAUCAAAAUAAUGUCACAAUGCAAAAAAAAUAAAUAAAAUGUAAAUAUUAAAUCAUUAAAAAAAAAAUUGUGGUAAAAUGUCAUUUUUACCUGGUUUUACCCUAGUUUCUUUUAUUCUGAUGGUACUGUUGAAAUUUUACCUUUUUCAUCAUCAUCGUUGGAAGUUUGCUGUGUGUCACGGAAAAAAAAAAAUCUCUGAACAAAUCUCAUAGGUUUGUUUCAAAUAUAGUUUCAUACGGUGUCCAUAGUCACAUAUCUGGCAUUUUGUUGAGAUCAAAGAAACAACCAAAGACUUUGACCUCAGGUGAUUGUUUGAUGUUAGUGUAAUGUCACAGUUUCAUUCAUUUGAACGUUUAACAUAGAUAAUCUUUACAAACAUCAGAGUCUAAACUAAAGUGAUUGUCAACAGUCAAGCUUGCUUUUAUCUCAUAUGUACUUUUAUCUUGUUUUUAUGCAGUUUGUCACCUGUUUUUGUUUUUAAUGAAUGUCAAAGCACCUUGCAAUUGAAGCAUGUUUUUGUUUUUAAUAUUUCCUGCACAUGUAUAGUGAAUAGCUUUGAAAAAAACAGACACUAAUUUAAUGUUUCAACUGCAGAAAUGUUGCGUGACCAAUUCUGAAUGUGGUGUUAACGUCUUCAGACAAUCUUUAAUUUAUCAUCCCACGAUAUCUCAUCAUAAACUGUAAAUCAUCAAAACGCUUCCAUUAAUUGCAAAUUAUAUGCAAUUAUCACAAUAAAUAUCAAAACAGGC
Messenger RNA from Carassius auratus (goldfish), 2655 nucleotides. Its product is annotated as ethanolamine-phosphate cytidylyltransferase-like. Gene Ontology annotation, cellular component: cytoplasm. The transcript is spliced from 13 exons. The coding region runs from base 140 to 1333 and encodes 397 amino acids. Gene Ontology annotation, molecular function: ethanolamine-phosphate cytidylyltransferase activity. The record is from RefSeq and is a predicted model, not a curated record. Lineage: Eukaryota; Metazoa; Chordata; Actinopteri; Cypriniformes; Cyprinidae. Gene Ontology annotation, biological process: phosphatidylethanolamine biosynthetic process.